This is a messenger RNA of Penicillium canescens, 270 nucleotides long. RefSeq lists its product as uncharacterized. The transcript has a single exon. The record is from RefSeq and is a predicted model, not a curated record. NCBI's taxonomy places the organism in Eukaryota, Fungi, Ascomycota, Eurotiomycetes, Eurotiales, Aspergillaceae. Bases 1 to 270 code for a protein of 89 amino acids.
AUGGCGACCAUAAGGACCGCAGAUGCCGCGUACGCGGGAUAUGAGCCGGGACAGCCACUGUCCUGCGAUGAUGGAUCAUCUAUGGGCCCGGCUUUCUCCAAGUCGCAAUCGAUGGCCCGAUCUUAUCAAGAGGAAAUCCACGAGAGCAUCUACAAUAUCCGUUCUCGCUCCAGGAUAACGGAGCGGAUCAAUAGCAGGAUCUCGGCUGCGGAGCAGCCAGACGACGACCCAGGUUGCGAAACCCGAGCGACUUCAAGCAGAGACAGGUAG